AUGGAUCCAUCAAUGGCGGCAGCAAUGGCAACGGAGGCUGCGGCUGCCGGCCACGUCCACCACCACCAGCAGCUGUUCCGCGUCGUGGACACGGCCCUGGUGGCUCCUGCAGCAGCAGCUGGUCCCGCACUGCCGCCGCGCUCCAUCCCGCUCACCUUCUUCGACGUCAAGUGGCUGCACCUCCCGCCCGUGGAGCGCGUCCUCUUGUACCGCCUCUCCCCGGACGCCGACGUCCCCGCCAUCCUCUCCGCUCUCAGGACCUCCCUCUCCCAGGCACUCCGCGCCUUCUACCCGAUGGCAGGCCACGUCCGCAUGCCCACGGAGGGCCGCCGCCACGAGCUGUCGUACAGCCCCGGCGACGCCGUCCCCUUCACCACCGCCGAGUACGACGUGGACAUCGACCACCUCAUCGCUGACGACUCCGUCCCCGUGCAGGUGGCCGCGCUCGCUCCGCUCGUGCCGCGCCUGCCUAAGGGCCGCGCGGUGCUCGCCGUGCAGGCCACGCUGUUGCUCGGCCGCUGCCGGGGCCUCGCGGUGGGAGUCACCGUCCACCACACCACCUGCGACGGAGCAGGAUCCACGCACUUCCUCCACACAUGGGCCGCAGCGGCCGGAGCAGAUGAGCAGCAUCGUCGUCAGCUCCCGCCACCACAGCCCCCCGUCAUCGACCGGGAACUCAUCCCGGACCCCAGGGGCCUCUACGACAUCUACCUCAGCAGCAUGCCGCCCAUGGUGUCCCAGGACGACUUCGAGUUCGUGCUGGGCAAGCAUCAGGAUCCCGGCGAGGACAAGGCCCUGGCCACCUUCACGCUGUCCCAGCAGCUGCUGCAGAGCAUCAAGAGCGCGGUCGCCGACGAGGCGGCGCGGCGCGGCAUGGUGACACCGCCCCGGUGCUCCUCGAUCCUCGCCACCUACGGCUUCAUCUGGUCCUGCUACUGCCAGGUCCGACGAGCGGCAGCAACAGCAAAGACCAACAUGAGCUACUUCCUCUUCUCCGUGGACCAGCGCUCUCGCCUGAAACCGCCCGUCCCUGACAAGUACUUCGGCAACUGCUGCUGCCCGGCCAUCGUGACGGCGCCGACGGACGAGGUGGCGGCCGGAGGCAUGGUCGGGCUGUUCGCGGCGUGCGCGGCGUGCGCGGCGGCGGUGGAGGAGGAGGUGCGCGAGGGGGCGCAGGAGCGGUGGGACGCGUGCGUGGCGCGGGUGAAGGAGGCGGUGGCCAACGGGACGCUGUCCGUGGCCGGCUCCCCCAGGUUCCGCGUCUACGACCUCGACUUUGGCUUCGGCCGGCCGGCCAAGGUGGACAUGGUGUCGGUGGCCAAGACCGGCGCCAUCUCCGUGGCGGACGCGCGCGUCGGAGGUGGCGUGGAGGUGGGCAUCUCUCUGCCGGCGGCGACGGGGGACAUGGACCGCUUCCGACACAGCGUUGCAGACGGGAUGGCGUGGCUCCUCUCCUACAGUCACAGACUCGAUCACAGUGACCAGUGA
This is a messenger RNA of Miscanthus lutarioriparius, 1488 nucleotides long. Lineage: Eukaryota; Viridiplantae; Streptophyta; Magnoliopsida; Poales; Poaceae. The record is from the annotation of a GenBank genome assembly.